Messenger RNA from Colossoma macropomum (tambaqui), 2635 nucleotides. Its product is annotated as TATA-box-binding protein-like. Lineage: Eukaryota; Metazoa; Chordata; Actinopteri; Characiformes; Serrasalmidae. Gene Ontology annotation, biological process: DNA-templated transcription initiation. Bases 1676 to 2419 code for a protein of 247 amino acids. The record is from RefSeq and is a predicted model, not a curated record. Gene Ontology annotation, molecular function: RNA polymerase II general transcription initiation factor activity; DNA binding. The transcript is spliced from 8 exons.
CUAAUAGAUAACAUUAUCCUCAGUUUACCUCCUCCGCCACCACUCUACAAGCUCAUGCCCCAAUAUUAUAUUUAACUAAUAUUUAACUCUCACCCCAUCACUCUGGCACGUUUAGAAGCCUUUUUCUCGAAUUCAACAAUGGUCGAUGAAAUGACACUAAGAGCAGGGAAUUUAACAUUAAGGGGCUGUUUAUGGUUAAUGUUAUGUGUUGCUAACUUUACUCAGUAUGUCAGCCUAAUCUGUAAUCUGUUCCCUAAAUCUACUAAUUUAGUUGGGGAUAAUCCACUAACAUGCUUUAUUAUACAUGUUAAUUUAAUUCAGAUGUGCUGAUUAUUUACAAACUUAUUCUUUAAAUGUCUUGCCCUUUAAAAGUGCAUCAUAAUCUGUCUAUUCUGCUGCAACUUGGCUGGGCUGCUAGUAUUUGCUGCUAUCGAAAGGCUCCACAGUCCGCCAUUGCUGAAAGAAAUGACGCAGUUAUCUCUCUACAUGGCUCUGGGCUCUGUGAAGCGCCUUUCAAAGUUGAAGCCCUUGCAAGAAGAAAGUAUAACAAAUGCUGAACUCCUUAGCCUCCGACAAAUUGAACUUGAACAAGUGAGAUAAGAAAGUGGCCAAUCUUCUCAAUAUUGUAAACCUGGACCACCUGUUUUGAAGCAUCAUCAGUUACAGAAUUCUGUUUCAUUAUAAGUGAUAAAUUCACCAAGAACUGUUUUGUAAAAUUGUUUUGUGUUUUCAAUUAGAGAGUGGUGCUGUAAGAUUAUAUCAUGGUUGAUAACUUGAGGACAUAACUUGAGGAACUGGUAACACCUCCCAUCAGAGUUAUGAAUUAUCCUGCUUGGAAUGUAAUUUAACUAGUUUUACUGGAACCGAAAAUAAAAGCAAGGACAGCACCAGUUUAUUCUUGGACUCAAGGUGAACACUGGUAAACGUAUGUGCUUCUGGAUAAGAGGAAAGAUGUUAAAGGGACUACAGUACAGAAAUGGAAAUUAUACGAAGAUGCUUCGGUCUGAAAAGAUGCCUUUUGGAGAUCUAUUAACAACACUGCUCAUCCUGAUGAAGACAGAACCGGACUUUCUUACUGAUGAUUCAUUCUGGACUCAGAAAAAUGAAGAUUUCCUGUUAAAUACUCAGGGUAGGAGCAGGAGGAGAAAAGGACUGGAGAUGAACUCAGACAAGUAUAUCUUUAUGUAAGCUAUUGUCUAUUUCCUUAACAUUGAAGCGUCUCUAAAGACAAAAUGCCUACAGACUGAUAUUACCAAAACUCUGUACUCAUAUAUGCAAACUCUCUUUUUUCCAUUAUUAUUAUUAUUAUUAUUAUUAUUAUUAUUAUUAUCAUUGGCAAUUAUUUUUAUAUUUGUCAUUUUCUUCGACGUGAGAUUUGACUAAAGCAAAUUUUGUCAAAUAGCAUUGUCCCAUUUAUAAACACAUAAAAUGACAUCUUGAAUUUGAUGUAAUUCAUUCAAAAUAAUAUAUUUAUUUAUUUAUUUGAUCUUUUUUAUUGAUUUACUGCUGCUUUCCCAUUGGUUAUUUUAAUGAGGGCCUGUCUCUUAACCAAGAAUGCUUCCGGGAGGAGGAGUACAAAGCAUGCUUUUGGCGCGAAAGCGCAGCUUUUUUGCCGACCAAACGUUACGGUGAAGUUCGACGGACAAAUUUUAUUCAGAAUUAGCUGUAUCCCUUUAUGAAGAUGGAAAGGAUCAACCGUGCUGUGCUCCAUGAAGCCUUGACAUCUCUUGGCUUGCAGCAGGAGGGUUUGCCCAUCAUCUCAGAAGAGGUGACCAUGGCAGUACUGGACAACUUGCUCCUCAACACCCCCCCUCCCUCUCCUGCCUCUCCUGAUGCAAAUACUUCAGAGAACUCCAGCAUCAGCCCACAGACAAUCAUUGUGUCAAAGGUGAACGUUCGAUGCCAACUUGAUCUGGUGACAAUAGCACAGAAGGCCAAAAAUGCCAAGUACAAUCCCAGAAUGCUCCCUUUGGCUGUAAUGAAUCUACGAGAGCCCAGAACAUUUGCCUUGAUUUCGAAAUCAGGAGAAUUCUGGUGCGUAGGAGCUGAAAGCGUGGACCAGUCCCGCCUGGCAGCUGGAAAAUUCAUCAGAAUUCUACAGAAACUGAGAUUUCCAGCCAGAUUUUGGCAGUGUGAAACCUUCUUUUGCAGAGAGUAUGAUGUCAACUUCCCAGUUCGUUUGGAACUCCUUCAACUUAGACAUCCCUGCUUCUUCCGUUAUGAGCCUGAGCUAUUUCCUGGCUUAGUCUACGAGAUGAGUCCCAAAAGCACACUCAAGAUCUAUGCCUCAGGAAAAGUUUUUAUCAAAGCUUCAGAGAUGCCGAGCGUCCAUGCAGCAUUUGAAAAGAUUCUUCCAAUCCUACAACAGUAUAGGAAGAAGCCUGCAACCGCACAGGCUUUGGGAUUGCAAGUGAAGUGAUACUGUAUACAGCUUUGCUUUGGGUUUUUUGGUAAAUGAAGACAAGACAUACAGUUAGAUUCUAUUUCAGCUCUUGCUGAAAGUUCAUGAAUGUGGUGUAAUUUUGAUUGAAAUGCAGCCUGUGAAACCUCCGACUUGGUCAGCUUAACAAAAAACGUUCUGCAUGCAACACUGUAAAAGCGAUGUACACCUUACAUUCAGCUGGUUAAACUAAUG